AUGGCAUAAAAAAAUAGUAAAAGUUUUACUGAUGAUAUAUAAAUUUAAAAUUCUUUAAUGAGAUUCAGAAAGGAUGAUUAAACUUAAGAAACUUUUAAUGAAAAUGUUAAUUAUGAUAAUUAGCAAUUUAUAUAAUAAUAGAUUAGUCCUUUUUUCAAUGAAAAAGAAGAUUUAUAAAAAAAAUGGAUUUAUAUUGGCAAUAAGCUUAAUCACAAUAAUUAUAAUGAAGAUAAUAGCUUUUAAAAAACCAAUAGCAAUCCUUUUAAUGCUUAAAUUGAUAACUAUAAAAAGAAACAUACUAGUGACUCAUUUAAAACUGAAGGCAAAAAUGACCCUUAAAUCAGCUAUGAUCAAUACAGUAACCAGAUUAUGAAACCAAGAUCUUUUAGUAUUGAUAAACAAAGAGACUCUUAAUAUAUUUAGAAUGAAGAUAGUAAUCAAUGUUUCCAUGAAGCUAAAUACAAACAAUUUGAUUUAAAUCAGAACCUUUUUGAUUUUUAAAAUGAAAAUAUCAGUUAAGAUAGAAAUUUAAAUGAUUAAAUUAGCAACCAGUAAGCUUAUUAAAACCAAAAAUGCUCAUUGACAGAAGGUAUUUUUACACAUCAAAAUACUUAUGAUGAAAUUAAUAACCAUCCAAUUGAAUAAUUUCAAUAGAUUAACUCAAAUAUUAAUAAAUUAUAUUUUUAAUAAGAUUGUAAUUCUAGUAAUAAAUAUGAUCAAAUAAAUAUCCAGUCUUUGGAGAACUAAAAUAAUUGCUAAGAGUAAGAAAGAAAUCCUAUCAUUAUUGAUGAUUAUUUAUAUGAUUCUUAAUAAUUUGGUAGGUAUGAUGAUUUUGUAAAUACCUAUAGAGACUAAAGUGAAAAAAAAUCAUUUCUCAUGGAAUAAAAUUAUUGUGAGAAAUCAGACUUUUAAAAUUGUUAUUCAAUUGAACCUUAAGUGAACACUGACUAAAAAGAUUCCUAAAAAUUUACAUAAUUUUGGAGUGAUUAAUUUGAUGAUAAUUUAGGUGUUUUAAAAGAUUAAAGUGAAAAAAAUUCUUCAGAUUUAGUAGAAUAGAGUGGGUAAUUAAAAUAAAAAAAGGCAACAAUUAUAUAAUAAAAUCAAUAAAUAGUAUAAAAAAAUCUAACUUGCUAAACUCUAGUAGAAGAAUCUUUAACUUUGAGUAAGCAAUAGUAAAAGUAAUAAAAAUAAUGUGAAGAAGAUGAAAAAAAGAGCAAGGUAUUUUUAGGUAAAACAUUUAAGAGUAAUAAAGAUAAGCAAAAAUAAUAACGUAAAUCAAAGCACUUCUAAAUAAUUACAGAGAUAAAGUAGUAAAACUUUUUAGAAAUAGAUUUCAAGCUAUUAGAAGAUUUUAAGAAUGACAUUAAAAAAAAUUUAAUACGCGAUAUGUUAAAUAGAUGCAAUAAGAAUGUUAAUCAAGAAUUGCUCAGUCUUAUCAAUGUCUCUCUGGCUGGUUUGCAGACAUGGCAUGAUAUGAUAUGA
Tetrahymena thermophila SB210 is the source of this 1482-nucleotide messenger RNA. RefSeq lists its product as hypothetical. Lineage: Eukaryota; Ciliophora; Oligohymenophorea; Hymenostomatida; Tetrahymenidae. The transcript has 2 exons. The record is from RefSeq and is a predicted model, not a curated record.